Molecule: messenger RNA, 483 nt
Organism: Soboliphyme baturini
Lineage: Eukaryota; Metazoa; Nematoda; Enoplea; Dioctophymatida; Soboliphymatidae
Source: the annotation of a GenBank genome assembly
AUGGGCGGCGUUAAUUACGAUCGGUGCCAUGAGGCAGGUUACGACAAGAAGAUGAGUCUGACGUCGACAAAUCAGGCGCUCGAAAGAAACGUUGUUCAGCUCUCUCAGGGUAAUGGAGGGGUGGCGGACAAAGAAGGUCCCGUGACCGCUAGCUCGACGAAUGAAAAGUCAACGGAAGUUACGCUGUCGCCCCCGGUUUUAGCGGACUUUCGUUACGGCCGUGAGGACUUUCUUGCCUUGAGGCCCCCGCUGCAUCAGAAGCCACCUGAGGAGUUCGUGGCGCGUUUCGAGGAGUUGUUCGUCGACUUGCAGCAGCCGGCGACGCUCUCACCAUUUUCGGAAGUGGAGCAGCGACUGCUAAUGGGAGGCGUCAACAGCGCCAAAGUCAUCAAUGCCAUCAACCAUGUGGACAAAGAGCGGCCUACCCGGUGGCAAAUGGGACCAAGGGGCGCACCGGCUCGUCCGACCGCUGAUCCAACUCAA